CUGAGUUGUUGAAGGCCAAAGCAAGGUUUAUUUGGUCAUCUGAAUGUGAGCAAGCAUUUUGACAAUAUGAAGUCUUUGUUGUGCUCCCCUCCUAUUUUAGCAGCUCCAUGUUUUGAUCUUCCAUUUACACUCCAGGUGGACGCCAUUUACAUUGGUGCAGGGGUAGUCUUGAGGAGGAGGAGGAGGAUCAGGGCGUGAACUAGUAUGGAGCAGAUCAGUGACCAUCUGUUCAGGCAUAAGAACUACAACUUUCUGGUCGGUCUUACAACUCCAGAGUACAUAGACUCUCUUGACAGCUUUGAAAUAAAAGACAGCGAUGUCUUCGUUGUGACUUAUCCAAAGUCAGGUACUGUAUGGGCUCAGCAGAUCAUCAUUUCCAUCCACGAACUGCAUGGGAAUCAGAAUAAAUAUUCAACCAACAUAGAGAGGAUGCCGUGGCUGGAGUACAAGACAGCUGAAUACACUCUUCUUCCCUCUCCACGGCUCUUCGCCUCGCAUCUCUCUGAACAUAUCAUGCUUCCAGGAGUGAAGGAGAAGAAGGCAAAAGUCAGUACUUUAUAGAAGCUGAAAUCUUCUUGAAGAAAGAGGCACUCUUAAAGUUUGAGAAAGUUAAAAGCAUUUUAUAACUUAUUGUUGCAAAAAUAAAGCAAAUAAAAUUUGUA
Molecule: messenger RNA, 662 nt
Organism: Oreochromis niloticus (Nile tilapia)
Lineage: Eukaryota; Metazoa; Chordata; Actinopteri; Cichliformes; Cichlidae
Product: amine sulfotransferase
Exons: 3
Coding region: 205-561 (118 amino acids)
Molecular function (GO): sulfotransferase activity
Source: RefSeq, a predicted model, not a curated record